GCAUUCGCAGGAGCAGGUUGUUGCACCAUCCACUUGAGUUGAAGGUAUCGGACACUUACUAAACUAACUAACUACCCUUAAAUCUUAAGAACAUCGACUUCUUUCCCUUUUUAGUCAAGCAUCAUCAAAACAAUCCUUUUCAAAAUUCAAACUUUCUCUCUCCUUUUUCCUCCCAAAUUCCCCUGAGGAGGAGAAGUCUUCGAUUCCCUCUUUCCCUUCUCUUUCUCUCUCCUCCUCUUGGGAAAGAGUUUUUGAUUUUCCUUCUCCAAUGGCUUUUGAAAGUUACACUGACAAAAAUGCCGUUUUCCGGAAGCUCAAAGCUAAAUCCGAGAAUAAGAUGUGUUUUGAUUGUAAUGCGAGGAACCCUACUUGGGCCUCAGUGACGUAUGGAAUCUUCCUUUGUAUUGAUUGCUCUGCGGUUCAUCGGAGCCUUGGUGUUCAUAUCAGUUUCGUCAGGUCUACAAACUUGGAUUCAUGGUCACCUGAACAGUUAAAGAUGAUGUACUUUGGGGGAAACAACCGUGGUCAUACCUUUUUUAAGCAGCAUGGCUGGACUGAUGGAGGCAAGAUUGAAGCCAAAUAUACAUCAAGAGCUGCUGAUUUAUACAGACAGAUUCUGGCAAAAGAAGUUGCUAAAAGUGCUGCUGAAGAUUCUGGCUUACCUUCUUCACCAGUGGCUUCACAGUCAGCACAGGAACCUAACGGAUUCUUUGAUGCCAACAUUAGUGAAGUUCGAAAAGAAAGUAUCACAGAAAAGAAGGAAACACCUGAAUUACCUGCUUCUCCAAGAGCUCAUUCUAUUAUUAUUUCUUCUGUCAAAAAACCUCUUGGAGCGAAGAAAGUGGGGAAGAGUGGAGGACUCGGUGCCAGAAAGCUCACAAAAAAGCCAAAUGAGGAUCUUUAUGAACAGAAACCAGAGGAGCCUCCUGCUUCUGUUGCUGCCACAAGUACUAAUCCUCUUCCAAUUGGAUCAGUUUUUCCAUCUCGCUUCGAAUAUGUUGAAAACAGUAAUAUAUCAGCUAAAAGCUCUGAAGGUUCUCAUGUAAUUAGCCAUGUUGCACCACCCAAGACGUCAAACUUCUUUUCGGACUUUGGUAUGGAAAGUGGUUUCAACAAAAAAGGAAGCUCAAAUCCAUCAAAAGCACCGGUAGAAGAAACUGACGAGGCCAGGAAAAAGUUCUCAAAUGCUAAAUCAAUUUCCUCUUCUCAAUACUUUGGAGACCAGACUAGAGCCGGUGACGUGGAUGCCCGGGCAUCCUUGUCGAAAUUUUCUGGAUCAAGUGCCAUUUCUAGUGCUGAUCUUUUUGGACACGAUUCUGAUGCUAAUCUUGAUAUAUCUGCAAGUGAUCUUAUCAACCGCUUAUCAUUUCAGGCACAGCAAGAUUUAUCGUCGUUAAAGAAUAUUGCAGGCGAAACAGGGAAGAAGCUGGGUACCCUGGCAUCAUCAUUGAUAACUGAUCUUCAGGAUAGAAUCCUAUAAUGUAAUCUCUAUUCAUUUGAUAACCAUCGAGAAAUACAAGGAGAGAUUUAUUUAGCGAUGUAUAAUGAGUUUUUCUGUCAGAGUCUUUGGAACACUGAAUAAGAUUUUGGCUUUCGUUUUCAGUUUCCUAUGUGCUUGCUUAGCAUAAUUGUGUAGUGAGGAACUGAUUGUGUUUAUUCUAAUGAAUCGUCUUUGCCAUCUUAAGUUGGUUAUUCCUUGGAGGUCAUCCACGCUUUUUUCCUUUUUCCCACGCCUAUGGAUAUGUGAUUCGUUUUUGCUGGCAUUAUUUUUUUUAUUGCUGGUGUUAAGACUUGUUGAUAUAGAGGAGAAUAUUGUUUGUAAUCAGGAUUUUUAGGUCUUAAUGUAAUUUGACUUAUUCUAAUUUGAUUGGAUUCCUUGUGAUGAACCAAAAAGACGAGAUUCAAGCAUAAUUGAAUUGCUCUCCGCCAAAACUAUAACUCUCUUGGGCUUCUUAGGCACCUUCUCCUGUGUUUGAGAAAAUAAGGUAUAAUUAAAAACCGGUUCUUAAUGUCUUGUUUGUUAAGAACAAAGUGCUGUUUAGAAGAUUGACUUACUGCUUCACACAAAUUAGAAGCCCAGAAGAAAUGGACUUUGGGCAAUUUCUAAAAAAAGGAGAGUGAAAUGAAUCACCAAAUUUUGAUGUUGAGAAUUCAUCUUUUCUGGCUUUUUGUCAUAUCCUUGCCUGUUUCACCCAUAUAAAUUUGCUAAGGAAAGAUUCUUCAGAAAUUGAUUUUUUUUUUUUUUUUUUUUUU
Messenger RNA from Amaranthus tricolor (Joseph's coat), 2253 nucleotides. Its product is annotated as probable ADP-ribosylation factor GTPase-activating protein AGD8. NCBI's taxonomy places the organism in Eukaryota, Viridiplantae, Streptophyta, Magnoliopsida, Caryophyllales, Amaranthaceae. The record is from RefSeq and is a predicted model, not a curated record. Gene Ontology annotation, molecular function: GTPase activator activity. The transcript is spliced from 7 exons. The coding region runs from base 269 to 1480 and encodes 403 amino acids. Gene Ontology annotation, biological process: COPI coating of Golgi vesicle.